CUGAUGUUUCAUCCCGUUAACGUUUGUUUCCUGCCGACUUGUCCAACAGCAAAAAUGCUCCAACGGUGUUUUAUGUUGCUGCUUGUUGCCACGGCAGCUGUAUCUCUCGCAGCACCAGUCUCAGAGAUAACAACAACACUGCUAGAUGAAACAGCAAAUGGCUCCAAUGGACCCCCUCAAAGUAGCCCAUCCCAAGAUAUGAUCUCUGGAACUGAAACCGAUGACCAGUCUUACAAGAACUUGUUAGAGGGUGCAAGUGACAGCCAGCAGAAAGUCAGCAAGGCAGAGACUGAGGAGCAGUCAGAGGAGACAGUUGGAGAUGAUAGCUCACCAGAGGGGAACGUAGCAAAGAUUGAGGAGCAGUACGUGGAGAGAGACGGAGAUGAUAGCUCACCAGAGGGGAACGUAGCAAAGACUGAGGAGCAAUCUGUGGAGACAGUUGGAGAUGAUAGCUCACCAGAGGAGAACAUAUCAAUGACUGAGGAGCAGUCCUUGGAGAGAGACGGAGAUGAUAGCUCACCAGAGGAGAACAUAUCAAAGACUGAGGAGCAGUCCGUGGAGAGAGACGGAGAUGAUAGUUUACCAGAGGAGAACGUAGCCAAGACUGAGGAGCAGUCCGUGGAAACAGACAGAGAUGAUAGCUCACCAGAUGAGAAUGUAGUAAAGACUGAGGAGCAGUCAGUGGAGACAGACAGAGAUGAUAGCUCACCAGAGGAGAACGUAGCAAAGACUGAGGAGCACUCAGUGGAGACAGACGGAGAUGAUAGCUUACCAGAUGAGAACGUAGCCAAGACUGAGGAGCAGUCAGUGGAGACAGACGGAGGUGAUAGCUCACCAGAGGAGAAUGUAGCAAAGACUAAGGAGCACUCAGUCGAGACAGACGGAGGUGAUAGCUCACCAGAGGAGAAUGUAGCAAAGAAUGAGGAGCAUUCAGUGGAGACAGACGGAGAUGAUAGCUCACCAGAGGAGAAUGUAGCAAAGAAUGAGGAGCAUUCAGUGGCGACAGACAGAGAUGAUAGCUCACCAGAGGAGAACCUAGUAGAGACUGAGGAGCAGUCAGUGGAGACAGACGGAGAGGAUCGCUCACCAGAGGAGAACGUAGUAGAGACUGAGGAGCAGUCAGUGGAGACAGACGGAGAGGAUCGCUCACCCGAGGAGAACGUAGUAGAGACUGAGGAGCAGUCAGUGGAGACAGACGGAGAUGAUAGCUCACCAGAGGGGAACGUAGUAGAGUUUGAGGAGCGAUCGGUGAAUACAGCUGAAGAUAAUACACCAGAUGAUAGUCGGGACAGAAGUCUAGAGAUUAAUAAAAUUAGUAAUGAAGACAACUCUGAUAUUGUGACCGUGAAAAAUGGCUCAGACAACGCAGAGGAAAUUGAUCAUCAUGUUCCAGAAACUGCCACUUCUACUGAAGCACCAUCCACUGACCAACCUGACGACUCUAUUGCUGCAAAGGUGACAUACAUAGUUGUCUGAUCUGUGGAGGCUCACCAACUGCAGAGCCAAAACUACAGUGGAAUUCAGUUUCCAUGACAACAACAGCAACAACAACAACACGCUAAACUGCAACUAAACAGCAACCUUCAGCAUCCUGUUUGUUUUCACUCUUCAUUAUUCCUGAUUAGUUGUCUACAUUUUAACUUUUUCACCAAUCGAUUGUCUGUGUGCUUGUCCUUUAAUCAGUCUCUCUUUCUGUCCCCCUCUCGUGAG
Molecule: messenger RNA, 1710 nt
Organism: Pungitius pungitius (ninespine stickleback)
Lineage: Eukaryota; Metazoa; Chordata; Actinopteri; Perciformes; Gasterosteidae
Exons: 8
Coding region: 4-1476 (490 amino acids)
Source: RefSeq, a predicted model, not a curated record